CAUCACCCGGGCCGCCAAAGCGUGGCUCGCACGCAAGCGAGCUAUAUUCAUGCCUGUCGAAUUUGUCCAAAGUCGGCCCAGCCAAGCCCAGCAAGAACGCCACUGCAACGAGACCCAGGGCGGGCAGGCCCGAGGACUUGUCUGCGGACCCGCGUUCUUUUUUGACUCUCAAUGUCUUGACAAACCAAGUUGCUCACCGAGCAAGAAGUCAGGCUGGCGCGGCCACCUUUCGCUAAGAAAACAAAAAGGCCACACAACCACGACACCAUCACCCAACUCCUGCGUGUUGCCGACCUGGUACUGGCCAGUGAUUUACGUUUUUUGGACCGCCUACUUCUACGCGGACGCAGCAGCUCUGCAAAUUAUCCUCGGCUCUUGCUUUCUUUCCGACAGUACCAGAAAAACAGGGGACAAGCAGCCAACCAAAGAAGCCAACGGCACAGAAACAGCACGACGAAAAUAAGCUUUGACCCCUUUCGCUGGACGACAACAUCGCCAGAACCACCACCACAUAAUAUUCUCACCCUGUACUAUCAACCGGUGAUUUUUGCUGCCGCCCGAGUAUUGCUUUUGCCCUGCACAGCGGAAGCCGUUGGGAAUAAAGGCAACCAAGAGCAAACCAUCCAAAAACCGCAAGGAACCCACAGAGGCCCGACCACUGCCGUCGCGCUUGAGACCAGACCACAGCUUGCUUGCCUGCUUGCUUGUUUGCGGUGCUUUCCCCAGAGACGAGAGUCGAGAGUUGCAUCCCCCGGUUUAUAGUAGUGCCCGGCCUGCAAGUCGGCAGGGCGACAAGCAGCAGAAAGCCGAGAAGCGGUGGAGGACGAGGCCAUGGCUCCCAAACAGAACGGCGUGGGCGUCCGCGCCGAGGAUGCCAAAUUGUGCGUCGUCAUGGUGGGACUGCCGGCAAGAGGAAAGUCGUACAUUGCGCAAAAAGCCCAACGGUAUCUUCGCUGGCUCUCGGUCGAGGCAAAAACGUUCAACGUCGGCAACUACCGCCGCUGCCUUAAGGACGCAGCGCAGCCGCCUGCCGACUUCUUCGACACGCAGAAUGCCGACGGCGAGCAGAAGCGGCGGGCCGCCGCCGAGGCCGCCAUCGCCGACAUGCUCAAGUGGUUCCGCGAGGGCGGCACCGUCGGCAUCCUCGACGCCACCAACUCGACCAAGGAGCGUCGCAAGUGGGUCACCGAGACGGUGACGGCGCAGGGCAUCGAGGUCAUGUUCGUCGAGAGCAAGUGCGACGACGAGAACCUCAUCCUCGCCAACAUCCGCGACGUCAAGACCACUAGCCCGGACUACAGGGGCGUCGACGCCGACAAGGCCGCCGACGACUUCCAGCGCCGCAUCCAGAACUACAAAAAGGUCUACAAGACCAUCGACGGGGACGGCGACGAGGAGGACCUGACCUACCUGAAGAUAAUGGACGUCGGGAGGCAGGUCAUCAUCAACCGCAUCCAGGACUACCUCCAGAGUCGCGUCGUCUACUACCUGAUGAACCUGCACAUCCGCCCGCGCUCCGUGUGGCUGUCACGUCACGGCGAGUCCCUGUUCAACCUCGAAGGUCGCAUCGGCGGUGACACGCUCCUGUCCCCACGUGGCGAGCAAUACGCCAAGGCGCUACCAGACCUUGUGCUCAAGUCAGUUGGUGACAACCGCCCCCUCACCGUCUGGACGUCGACCCUUAGAAGAACCAUCCAGACGGCCCAGCACCUGCCGCCGCACUACAACCAACUCCAGUGGAAAGCGCUCGACGAGUUGGACGCGGGCCUGUGCGACGGCAUGACGUACCAGGAGAUCCACGAGCAGUACCCGGCCGACUUCCAGGCGCGCGACGAGGACAAGUACAACUACCGCUACCGCGGCGGCGAGUCGUACCGCGACGUCGUCAUCCGACUCGAGCCCAUCAUCAUGGAGCUCGAGCGCUCCGAGGACAUCCUAAUCGUCACCCACCAAGCCGUCCUGCGCUGCAUCUACGCCUACUUCACCGAGAAGGACCAGUCGGCCAGCCCCUGGAUGCACGUGCCGCUCCACACCCUCAUCAAGCUCACCCCUCGCGCCUACGGCACCGAGGUCGAGCGCCUGUCGGCUGGCAUCGACGCCGUCAGCACCUGGCGCGGCAAGGGGUCCACGGCCAAGCACGAGGACCCGGUCCCCGAGGCCCUGCACUGAUGAUUACGACGAUAAUGACUGCGACACAUGGCUGUUUUACUCUCGUUUUCUUGGCCUCUCUCCUCCUGUCGCACUGUUGCUUGUUUUUUCGCUGGUACCCCAAACAGACCUGGAAAUGAGCUUAACUUUGUUCUACAACACGGCUGGACGCAUUCAAACUCGGCUGCAUCAUGAUCUCGGUCUUUACCUCCUCCUGCCCAUUUUUUCAGCUGUUUUGUAUAUUGUCAGGUGGGGGGAAACCCAAAAAUCGUCCGGUAGGGCUUAUAGACCUUUUUUCAUAGCUUUCAUUUUGGAUCGAUGGGGCCCUACGGCGAGAUGGGUGUCGAGACACGGCCAAGGCUUUACUUGAAUCAUAGACAUUCGCUGUCUCUCAUUUUUUGCAGCGCUCUUUCUCCCGGUCGCCAGACAACAAAACUGGCUUUUGUGAUUGGAGCUGGCUUCUUUAUAUAGGCUUCUAAAACGGGGUUUGGAUUCAGUUUGCGCUACCUCCACCGUGGCAGGCUCAAAGAACAUGUUGAAUACCUCUAGCCGUGCCG
Messenger RNA from Gaeumannomyces tritici R3-111a-1, 2705 nucleotides. Its product is annotated as fructose-2,6-bisphosphatase. Bases 832 to 2169 code for a protein of 445 amino acids. The record is from RefSeq and is a predicted model, not a curated record. Gene Ontology annotation, molecular function: fructose-2,6-bisphosphate 2-phosphatase activity; 6-phosphofructo-2-kinase activity; ATP binding. The transcript is spliced from 6 exons. Gene Ontology annotation, cellular component: cytosol. Gene Ontology annotation, biological process: fructose metabolic process; fructose 2,6-bisphosphate metabolic process. NCBI's taxonomy places the organism in Eukaryota, Fungi, Ascomycota, Sordariomycetes, Magnaporthales, Magnaporthaceae.